Molecule: messenger RNA, 2750 nt
Organism: Schistosoma haematobium
Lineage: Eukaryota; Metazoa; Platyhelminthes; Trematoda; Strigeidida; Schistosomatidae
Product: Rab GDP dissociation inhibitor beta
Exons: 8
Coding region: 118-729 (203 amino acids)
Biological process (GO): protein transport; small GTPase-mediated signal transduction; vesicle-mediated transport
Cellular component (GO): cytoplasm
Molecular function (GO): Rab GDP-dissociation inhibitor activity
Source: RefSeq, a predicted model, not a curated record
CGCGGGUUUUGACACUGCUAAAUGGAUGAGAAGUACGACAUUAUUGUGCUUGUGUUAUUUUGAAUAGGAAUGUAUACUCAGUGGUUUGAUGUCCGUUGAAGGAAAAAGGUUUUGCACAUGGAUAGGAAUAACUAUUAUGGUGCAGACACUACAUCAGUUACACCACUCGAAGCACUUUUCCAAAGGUUCAAUGUAAAUGCAGGCCUUCAAGCAUUUGGCCGAGGAAAGGACUGGAACGUCGACCUGAUUCCAAAGUUCCUAAUGGCUGAUGGAAAAUUAGUAAAAUUGCUUGUUCAUACUGGUGUUACUAGGUAUCUUGAGUUUAAAAGUAUUGAGGAAAGCUAUGUAUUCGACAAAAAUGCGAUUCAUAAGGUUCCAAGUAGCUCAAGCGAAGCUUUUUCGACAAGCUUGGUUUCCUUAUUCGAGAAAAUGAGACUCAAGAGUUUCCUGCAAUGGGUUUUGGAUGUCGAUCCUGAUAAACCCGCAACUUGGACUACUGUAUAUCCUCCACCGAAAAGUGUAAAAAGGAUUCUAUUGAUGUGGCUUUUUCACACUUUGGUGUUAAUGAGACUACUAAGACUCUCGUCGGUCAUGCUAUUUGUCUGUAUACAGACGAUUCUUACAGACAGAAAGCACCAGCUAUCGAAGUCAUCUCCAAAAUGCAGCUCUAUUAUCGUUCGGUCAAUCGGUUUGGCAAAUCUCCAUAUCUUUAUCCUCUUUACGGUUUAGGGAAUUGCCCCAAUCUUUUGCUCGACUUAGCGCGGUAUAUGGAGGUACAUAUAUGCUUGAAAAACCAGUGGAUGAAAUUGUGAUUGAGGAUGGUAAAGUUGUUGGGGUGAAGUCUGAUGGUGAAACCGCACGUUGUGAAAAAGUGAUAUGUGAUCCUAGCUAUGCUCCAAAUCGCGUCCGAAAGUGUGGUCAGGUUGUUCGUGCCAUAUGUAUUUUAAACCAUCCCAUUCCAAAUAUCAAGAAUGCUCUUUCAUCACAAAUAAUCAUUCCUCAAAACCAAGUUGGUCGACGUCAUGAUAUAUAUGUUUCGUGUGUCUCUCAUCCACAUUACGUAUGCCCAGAAAAAUUCUUUGUUGUCUUAGUGGCGACAACUGUAGAAACAUCAAAUCCACACCAAGAACUUCAACCUGGUUUACAAUUACUUGGACGUAUUGAACAUAUUUUCUAUUCGGUAGCAGAUUUAUUCGAACCUGUAGAUGAUGGUAGAUCAAGUAAUAUAUAUAUUUCAAAGAGUUACGAUGCAUCAACUCACUUCGAAAGUACAUGUACUGAUGUGUUAGAAAUGUACGAACGAAUAACUGGAAGUCCAUUUGACUUCAGUAAAGUUACAAGAAAUUUAGAAGAUGAUUCAUAACAAUAAUAUUGUCACCAUAAAUUAAUCUCCCACUAAAUAAAUGGAAACAAUUGCAACAAUAAUAAUCCCAAUAAUUAUUACCUUCGUUAUUUAAAACUUAUUGACAUUAUUGGUCUACUACUUUGUUUUCUUUUUUUCUUAAUUCGCUCUGUUGUUCAUUCCAACAAUUGCUACUAACAUUACUGUGUGCGAACAACCCCAUACUGUUACACAACAGUGACAUGUUUUUGUUUGUAUUCAUUUUCUAUUAUGUUCUACCAUUGAUUCAUUAUUUUUUAACCAUUAUUCAAAUAUUCACUUAUGAACACCGACUUCACUAAAUCUUCAUAUUUGGUUGUCUUUUGUUUAAUUUUUCUCAUUUUGUUGUGAUAUCCCAUUCGUUUUCUCGGUCAAUUUUAUCGUGUUCUGUAAUAAACUUUUGUAUUCUACCAUAAUAUUAAUUGGAAGUCUCCGGUGUGACUAAUAAUUAUGCUUACAAUAUUUGAAGCUUUAGUACAAUUUUGUGAAAUGAAUGUAUCAGUAUGAGGGAUUUAUAGAGAUAGUUAUUUCACAGUUGAAAUCACGAGUCGACCUAAGCUAGACAACCAUUGAAAAUCCAGAAGCACUAAGCGGCCGUUUUGUCCUAGUGUAGGACUCUUCUGUGGUGCUCACCCACGAUUCCUCACGCGGUGCUCGAACCCAGCCGUGUCGAGUGUGGGACUGUUAUCCACUGCAGGCAACGGACAAAUGGUUGCCCAAGAUCAUGGAUUAGUUGAGGUUAGACAUGUUUGUCUAGCUUAGAUCGGCUCAUGAUUCCAACUGCGAAAAUGAAACUGUCUUUUCUGUUAAGUCCGUGAUUGGUUACCAUUUUAAAUUGACUAAAUUUUUUGUCAGUGAAUGGAGUCAUAAAUCACUCGUUCUUAUUUUGUUUCACAAAUUGAAUCUUUAAGUGAAGCCAGUCCCACUAAUUUCAUCCCUCUGCCACUCAACUUUACAUUUUUCAUCACUGGUAUGUCCUAGUCGAUUAGUAGGAUAUGAUUGACUUGCACUUGCAGGUCUACAAAAACAUGAUUGUUACCUCCCAAUACCUUAUAUCUCAUCUAGCCACAGUAAUAUCAAAAGGCAGCCCCUGGCUUACGGUAUGGAAGCAUUAUAACCCUACACACAUUUCCAACCAGCCUAAAAUCACAGAUGUAAUGGCAUACUGAUUGUUUCAAACGAAAAACAUACUCCCGAGUAAGAUUAUUCAGAAGUGGAGAGAUUGAUUCCUUGAGAAUUAGUUGUUUCAAAUUUUGAUCCCUAAUUUGGCUGCUACCUAUGACCCACCUUAUCGACUUUUAUUUUUCCGGUGGCGUUAGUUCUGUGUUGCAAUAGAUGUAUUGAGUUAUUUGCUGGUCAAACAUGAGCU